UUCAGGACGUGUGUGUCGGAGAGCAGAGAGCCAUGCAGGUCUGAAGUGUGUGAGGGUCUCUCAGCUGAAGCUGCCUCCCUCCCUGGAAGAUGGUCCUGCUGCUCGGUCUGCUUUUAAUCCUCUGUGGAGCCCCGAGUCUGUGUCUGGAGGAAGACACAUCCUUUCUCUUGGAUGGAGACAUCCGUCACUUGGCCGUGGACAGUAACACGGUUUACAUCGCCACUGAAGAGAAACUGUACCAGCUGAACCACGACCUGACCCCGGUCCACAGUCUGACCCUGAGAGGAGUCCUGAAUCCGGACACGGAGGACUUCUACAGAGUUCCUGCUGCCGCUGACUGGAACGCAACUUUCAGGGUCAAUAUUUUAUUACCGUUUGAGAAGAAUCAGUCUGUGAUCAGCUGCGGUGUGAUCGAUGGAGCGUGUGGAUACUGUGAGAUUCUGGACCUGAACAACAUCUCCAACAUUCUGCACAAGGAAAACUUCCAGGUGGGACCAGCCAAACGCAGCAGCGCGUCCGUCGCUUUUCUGGUGACCCUGAAGAAAAACCAGCCUCGCAGUGACUCUUAUAUUCUGACUGCGAUACAACAGGACGGGUCUGGAGAGGAGAAAUGUCCCUCUGAUUCAGGAACUGUAAACCUUCACAACACUGAGGACACUUCCACCGGGGGGAUAUUUUCUCUCAAUGAGGCGUCUGGUGUACCCACCAUCAAAAGCAAAGGGAACUUGGAGUUCGUGGAUGGAUUUCAGAUCAACUUGACCAUUUAUCUGCUCGCCAAUGAGCCAUCAGGCGCUAAAAAAAACAGAGUCCGUGUUUUUUGGCUCAAAGACAAAUUAAAAGAAAACGACACACUGGAGUCUCUGAGGGGAGUGACUCUCCUUCUCUCUGAUGGUGGCAGCAGACUGCUGGCCUCCUCGGUCGUCCCGGGUGGUCUGCAGAGGCUGUGGAGCGGCGUGUUCAGUGUGGAUGGAGGACAAACCAACACCCAGCUGCUGCUGUUUGACAUCAGUCCUGCUAACGAGUUAGCAAGGUGGCUGAGAAGUGUGCAUCGGAAGACAGUUCUCCUCAGACAGAGCAACAUGACCUCUGUUCUGGCAGUGAGGCAGAACAGCUGGAUGGUUUUCUUCAUCGGGACUGGAGACGGGCAGCUCAUCAAGCUUGCUGUGGACAGGAACUAUCACACCACCUGUCCCAGAGGGCUCUACAUGUCCAACCAGGACCGCCGAGUGUUUCCCAGAAUGCACCUGGAUCCAGUGGAUCAUAAACAUGUUUAUGUGCCAUUUCAAAAUGAGGUGAAGCGUGUGGCUGUAGCAAAGUGCAGCACACACACAAAUGUCCAGGAGUGGUGGACUGCUCAGGAUCCAUACUGUGUGUGGUGUGUCUCCAAAGGAAGCUGCACCUUUGAAGAUGACUGUGAGGACUCCCACUGGCUGUCCAUUCCUGAUGUCUUCCAGCAGAAACUGAUUUCCCACAAAGUUGUUGAAGACGGGACUGGACAGCUCACUCUGAACAUCCAGACUCAUGUGAAUGUGAGCAAAGAGACGCAGUUCGCCUGUCAGUUCUCCACAACUUCUGGGGAGCUUUGUAGCCGGGAUGGCCUUCCUCCACAGUUCCCACAAUGCACCUGCAUCCUUUCUGAGCAGACCGUUCCUCCUGAAGGCCUGCUGGUCACUGUAAAGAUGAGGCUUGGCUCAACAAGUCUGACCGAACAACUGCAGUUAAUGAACUGUUCUGAUAUGAGUGGACCACCAACCCGAGUCUUGUGUCAGCAGUGUAUCAAAGCCGGCUGUGAAUGGAGCAACAACGGCUGUUCCUGGGCUAAUGAACGACUGUUAAAUGACAGUGUGUGUCAAACGCUGCAGUCUGAGCUGAACUUUCCUAAGCCUGAGAUCUCCUCCAUCAGCCCCAGCAUUGUGUCUUUCUAUGGAAGAAACCACGCAGUGUUGUCAGGUGGUAACCUCAGCGGUGUGACCGGAGUGAGGAUGCAGGCAGACCUGGACUGUACGCCACAGGAGUCUCCUGUCUGGAACAACAGCGGCUCCAGUUUGACCUUCCACAUUCCCAGAGCAAACCGUAAAGGGACAGUGAAAGCCUGCGUUCUCCUCCCAGACGGCAGUUGCCACGGUGACGCGAGCAUCACCUACCAGUCGUCACCUUCCUGUCGAGACAUUUCACCGAGGAACUCCUGGAUCAGUGGGGGGAGGAAGAUCACACUCACUGGAUCUCACCUGGAGUUUGUGGAGGGGGUCAUUCACAGCCGAGCCCCUCAGGAAGUACAACCUCCGACUGACAGGAACCAUCAGGAUGGAGGAAAUGUUUCCUCAAUCUGA
This is a messenger RNA of Salarias fasciatus (jewelled blenny), 2330 nucleotides long. RefSeq names its product plexin-C1-like. NCBI's taxonomy places the organism in Eukaryota, Metazoa, Chordata, Actinopteri, Blenniiformes, Blenniidae. The transcript is spliced from 13 exons. Bases 90 to 2330 code for a protein of 746 amino acids. The record is from RefSeq and is a predicted model, not a curated record. Gene Ontology annotation, biological process: regulation of GTPase activity; negative regulation of cell adhesion; regulation of cell shape. Gene Ontology annotation, cellular component: plasma membrane; semaphorin receptor complex. Gene Ontology annotation, molecular function: protein binding; semaphorin receptor activity.